This is a messenger RNA of Peronospora belbahrii, 1608 nucleotides long. Lineage: Eukaryota; Oomycota; Peronosporomycetes; Peronosporales; Peronosporaceae. The record is from the annotation of a GenBank genome assembly.
AUGACGUCAACUGCCACCGUUGUCGAUCCGCAAAGCCAUUGCAGCAUCAACGCCAAACUCUACCGCGAUGCCAGCGGCGGGCACUGGAGCUUCAUGCUAAACCUAACCGACAUUUCGUACGGCACAUACGGUAAUAACAAGUUUUACAUGGGACAACUUAUCGUCGACUGCGGAGUCUUUGUAGUCUUCCGCAAAUGGGGUCGGGUCGGUGCCACGUCACCGCAGUCACAGUCGGAGCGCUUCGACACUCUUGAGAACGCCGAGCGAGCAUUUCAAAAGGUUUUUCGGGCCAAGACGGGCAACAAUUGGCCGCUUAUAGAUCCUUUCAUUCGCAAGAAAGGCAAAUACUUCCUUGUUGAGCUGGACGACGGAGAAUGUAGAGGAGCCACUGGCGGUGUUGAAGAGAAAGUGGAAAAGAUGGAGCAGGUAGCGUCCAAGCUGCCAACGGAAGUUCAGAAUAUCGUCCGGCUUAUCUGCGACCCAGAGGUGGUUACGCGAGACAUGGUCAGCUUGAAUGUGGAUUUGAAGCGCUUCCCGCUUGGCAAGCUGUCGAAAGCUCAAAUUUCGCAGGGCUACAGUAUUCUGCAACGUCUCUCCGAUGCUCUGGAUGAGAUCGAAGAGCUGACGAAAACGCCGGCUGUGCCGGCCAUGGCGGCGAAAGCUGGCUCAAAUAGUAGACGGAGGGGGAAAGCCAAAGCAAAGGGACCAAAUGCGGCUACAAGACGAAGUCUGUCUAGCCUCAAAACAGAUCUGAAAGAGCUUUCUAGUGAAUUUUACUCGCUCAUUCCGCAUGACUUUGGACGAUCGCUGCCUCCGGUUAUCGCGACGAUGACUGAUCUCAAGCUGAAGCUUGAAUUGUUAGAAGUAUUGUCAAACCUGGAGAUAUCGCAGAUGCUGCAGAAACAAGACGCCGAAAGGCCGAUGGGACUUGCAAUUCACCCUCUCGAUACCCACUACAACAUGCUGAACACUAACAUGAAGCCGCUGAGCAAACGCGAAAAGGAGUUCAAGAUUAUUGAAAAAUUCAUCAACAAGACGAAUGGUGGGUCCAAGCUAAAGAUCAAUACAAUUCUUAAGAUUGCUCGACCGGAAGAAGACACUCACAAAACCGUGCUAAUAUCCCUUGACAACCACAAGCUUCUGUGGCACGGAUCCCGAUUGUCAAAUUUCGUUGGCAUUUUAUCGCAAGGACUGCGGAUUGCACCGCCUGAGGCUCCCAUGAAUGGAUACCAAUUUGGCAAAGGGCUGUAUUUUGCCGAUGCCUUGGCAAAAUCUGCAAACUAUUGCUGCACAACAUCCCAGAAUCCCACCGCAGUCCUUCUACUCGCCGACGUCGCUUUGGGCACACCGUACCAGACUACUACUGGAGAAUUUCUGGACUACACCAUGGUAAAAGAUCAGCAUGGAUGCGACAGCACGCACGGCCUCGGACGCAUGGCACCGGCAGAGAACGAGUUUGAGACUCUACCAGACGGAGUGGUGGUGCCGGCCGGGACGCUGAAGCCUGUCAGCGGUCACCAAUACUUGCUGUACAACGAAUUUAUUGUUUACCGACGUGAACAGAUCCAGCUACGCUACCUUGUGGCUUUGGACUAUUUGAAAGCUUGA